This is a messenger RNA of Fundulus heteroclitus (mummichog), 1785 nucleotides long. It is a transcript of the gene tollip, whose product is annotated as toll interacting protein. Gene Ontology annotation, biological process: ubiquitin-dependent protein catabolic process. Gene Ontology annotation, cellular component: cytoplasm. The coding region runs from base 145 to 972 and encodes 275 amino acids. Gene Ontology annotation, molecular function: ubiquitin binding; ubiquitin conjugating enzyme binding. The record is from RefSeq and is a predicted model, not a curated record. The transcript has 6 exons. NCBI's taxonomy places the organism in Eukaryota, Metazoa, Chordata, Actinopteri, Cyprinodontiformes, Fundulidae.
CAAAAAAAGAGAACAUUUCCGGAGUAAAUGUUUCGCCCAAACACAGAAGCUCGGUUGUUUUUAAUGAGUCACUAAGGGCUGUUUUGUUGUUGGAAGAAGCAUCACGACUCGACGGUGUGUCGGUACAAAUCCCGGAGGGACGACAUGGCGACCACCAUCAGCACCCAGAGGGGACAGGUGUUUAUCGGAGAGCUACCGCAGGACUUCUUGCGAAUCGCUCCCACCCAGCAGCAGCAGCAGGUCCAGCUGGACGCCCAGACGGCCCGGCAGCUGCAGUACGGAGGCUCGGUGAACACCGUGGGCCGACUCAGCAUCACUGUUGUCCAGGCCAAACUGGCUAAAAACUAUGGGAUGACGCGGAUGGAUCCCUACUGCAGGAUCAGAUUGGGCUACGCAGUCUACGAGACUCCAACUGCUCAUAAUGGAGCAAAGAACCCGCGUUGGAACAAAGUGAUCCAGUGUACGGUACCUCCAGGGGUGGAUUCCUUCUAUUUGGAGAUCUUUGAUGAGAGAGCGUUCUCCAUGGAUGACAGGAUCGCAUGGACACAUGUCACCAUUCCUGAGAACUUAAGGGAGGGCAACGUGGUGGAUGAGUGGUUCAGCCUCAGUGGGAGACAGGGUGAUGACAAGGAAGGCAUGAUCAACCUGGUGAUGUCAUUUGCUUCUCUACCAGCAGCAAUGAUGAGUCAGCCGGUUGUCCUAAUGCCUUCUGUCUACCAGGAAGGAGUAGGUUAUGUGCCUAUUGCAGGAGUGCCUGGAGUCUACAACCAGGGCGUGGUACCCAUGGCUGUACCGACAACCAUGCCGGCUAUGGUGGGCCAAGGCCCAGCGUGCAGCGAGGAGGAUCUGCAGGCCCUUCAGGACAUGUUUCCCAACCUGGACAAGGAGGUGGUGCGCACAGUGCUGGAGGCGCAGCAGGGCAACAAGGACGCUGCCAUCAACUCUCUCCUGCAGAUGACUGAGGAACUCUAACUAUAGAGUACCAUCUGAUGGCAGACAUUCCAACAAAUAUACACGCAUGAACGCAGGCAGGGAGAUCAUUUUGAGUAAGCUAUUGCCCACAGAAAGACUACUGCAGCUUUACACAUGUACACCCAGUUCUCCCAAAGAACUUUAAUCCUGAGAUCCUCCUCCAAGCGCUGCUGGUCAGAGGUCCGUUUCCUCUCAGUUAAAUUAGCCCAACAGUUCAGGGGAAGUGCAGGGUGUGUACUUUUACACAACUCUGUAUCACUGCAACGAUGGGACCGGUCAGGUCUGAACAGGUUAGACUCAACAUAUUGAACUGGCAGAGUUGUGACUUGGUAGAUUCUGUAAAUCUUGCUUGAGUUUUGUUUGAGUCUUAUAAAUGUUGUAAUUCAGUUGGAACUUCCCUGUGAGUCCAGGGUUUGAUUUGCACUGAUUGAGCUGUAGUGAGUCAGUCUGCCGUAGCUUAAUAGUAUUUGUGUCUGUGCUGUACAACUUCUCCUUCACUUUUAGCCAUAAGAUGUUAGCUAUAUGAAAAAAUCUUCAGAAGUAUUAAAUAAAUUAUAUAGAAAUCUAUAUCAUAACAAAAAAGUGAGAAUAAAUGAUUCAUCUUAAGGAAAUUAUCUAUGAAAUACUGCGCAAGUUUCUUAGCUGUAUCUUUCAAAAAUGCUAAAAAAGUAUUUUAAACUUAUUUUGAUAUAAAAUAUUAAAAUGUUUGUGCCGUGGCUUGUUGAAUUAACCCUAGUCUCAAAAUUGCAGCGUGACAUUAAAAAUGUUGCUUUGUUUCAUGAUUAGCUUGCCAAUAAAGCUUUUGAGGCCAAA